Molecule: messenger RNA, 1920 nt
Organism: Trichosurus vulpecula (common brushtail)
Lineage: Eukaryota; Metazoa; Chordata; Mammalia; Diprotodontia; Phalangeridae
Gene: TOMM40L
Product: translocase of outer mitochondrial membrane 40 like
Exons: 10
Coding region: 449-1375 (308 amino acids)
Biological process (GO): protein import into mitochondrial matrix
Cellular component (GO): mitochondrial outer membrane; mitochondrial outer membrane translocase complex
Molecular function (GO): transmembrane protein transporter activity
Source: RefSeq, a predicted model, not a curated record
AUCCCUGUCAAGAUCACAGUAGAAGAAUCUCCCGCCUCUCAGCUCUCCACGCCACGAUGAACUUUCUUCUCAUUGGCCUCUGAAACACAGAGUUCUCCUUCCUCAUUGGUGAGAUAGAGACAGGGGCGGUACCUGAUGCCCAGGUGGCGAGGGGUGGGUUUUUUCCCUCCCCUCUCUGCCAGGGUCCAAGAUGGCGCUCGCGGCCGCACUAGGAGGGUGCUGUGAAGCCGCGGCUCUGCCCUCACUCAAGAUGGCUGCCCCCAUCAAGAUGACCGGGGUGUGCCGGGGGUAGAAGGGUGGCGCGGUGGCCUGAGCAGCUGCAGGGUCCGAGCAUGUCGAGGCACCCUGGGUUGGGGUGCUGGGUAGCGGGGGGUGGGGUCGGCGGGGGCUGGGGAGGUCAGUAGCGACCCCUCUCCUGGACCCCACCCCCACCCUCCCCCAGGCUGAGAUGGGGAACAUGUUGGGCCUGGCUCCUCUGGGAGCUCUGCCCCGCCGAGGCGCCCGUCGCGAGGAGCCGCUGCCCAACCCGGGGAGUUUCGAUGAGUUGCACCGGCUCUGCAAAGAUGUGUUCCCGGUACAGAUGGAGGGAGUAAAGUUCAUUGUCAACAAGGUUCUGAGCAGCCACUUCCAGGUGACUCACACUGUGCACAUGAGUGCCCUGGGCCUGUCAGGCUAUCACCUCCAUGCCGCUUUUGUUGGUGACCAACAGCUCAGUCCUACUGAGGUGUUCCCUACUGUUGUGGGGGAUAUGGACAGCAGCGGGAGCCUGAAUGCCCAGGUCCUGCUUCUCGUGGCAGAGCGGCUCCGAGCCAAGGCAGUCUUCCAGACCCAGCAGGCCAAGUUCCUGACAUGGCAGUUUGAUGGGGAGUAUCGGGGGGAUGACUGCACCGCCACUCUGACACUGGGGAACCCUGACCUGAUUGGGGAAUCAGUGAUCAUGGUCGCUCACUUCCUGCAGAGCCUUACUCAACGUCUGGUGCUGGGGGGAGAGCUUGUAUAUCACCGGCGCCCAGGAGAGGAGGGGGCUAUCCUGACACUGGCUGGGAAGUACUCUGCUCUGCACUGGGUGGCUACACUGAAUGUGGGGUCAGGUGGGGCCCAUGCAAGUUAUUACCACAAGGCAAAUGAGCAGGUUCAGGUUGGAGUGGAGUUUGAGGCAAAUACUCGGUUGCAGGAUACCACCUUCUCCUUUGGAUACCACUUGACGCUACCCCAAGCCAACAUGGUGUUCAGAGGCCUCGUGGAUAGCAACUGGUGUGUUGCUGCUGUGUUAGAGAAGAAGAUGCCCCCUCUGCCUGUCACCCUGGCACUUGGAGCCUUCCUCAAUCACUGGCGUAACAGAUUUCACUGUGGCUUCAGCAUCACUGUGGGAUGAGAAAGCUGGAGAUGGCUCCCCUGACCACUUGAAGCCAUCAGAGAGAGAGAGAUAGAGAGAGAGCCAGGGUCUGGGUCUUUCCCCAGAGACCAGUUUGCUCAGUGUGACUCCAUUGGACAAGUGGGGACCUGGACAGAGCCCCCCUGCUAAGUGGAGCUAUCAAAAUGGGCAGGAUGGGAGGCUCUCCUGUCUAUCCCCCAGAACUCUAGCCUGACUGCUUUCCUCUCCAAGCCCUUGAGUCUGGCAGGCUCUGGACUGAGGGGGAGGGCUGUGAUUAUGUCUGAUUGCUUUCUUCCAUCCCUGUGUAUUAAAGCCAAUCCUUUUCCUCACUGACCCUCAGCAGAGCUAAGAAACCUAGGUGGGUACAAAUACCAUCCUACUCAUCAGCUCUGGGUCUAGUGCUGGAGUAGGGAACAGGGCUGUGGCUGCUUCAGCCUGUAUCCAGUGGGCACUGCUUCACUUGUGAAACCAGCUCUGACCCCUUCCCUGUGCAGACUAGAGAAUGAAUGAAUGAAUAUAUGGCCCUUCCUCGACAGCAGCAUGAA